Messenger RNA from Spinacia oleracea (spinach), 450 nucleotides. RefSeq lists its product as uncharacterized. The transcript has 3 exons. Bases 1 to 450 code for a protein of 149 amino acids. NCBI's taxonomy places the organism in Eukaryota, Viridiplantae, Streptophyta, Magnoliopsida, Caryophyllales, Amaranthaceae. The record is from RefSeq and is a predicted model, not a curated record.
AUGCAGGGAGGGCUCAUUCAAGCCACUAUGAGGAAGGAUUUGAUGAAAACUUACAAGGAUCAAAUUGUGGAAGGAAAUAUACACACAAUUAACAACUUUGAAGUGGCUAGAAACAACAAGCUUCAUUGCCCGGUAAAAAAUGACAUGCUUAUCAGAUUCACCCCUUUUACAACUGUUUUUCAAGAACAAGAAAAUGCAGCAACAAUCCCGAUGAACAACUUCCAGAUACAUCCAUUAGAUCGUUUGCAAGAGAGGAACAACAAAAGUGACUACGCCAUAGAUGUAGUUGGCUUGCUAAUUGGAGUUGAGGAGAAAACCUGGGUCAAUGUUGGAUUACAAAGAACCCCAAUACGAAGGAUUCAAAUUGAAGAUCAAUGCAACACCAAGGUUGUGGUUACUUUGUGGGGAGCAAAAGCUGACUUGAUAGACACUCACAUAACACAGGAUUAA